Molecule: messenger RNA, 549 nt
Organism: Penicillium antarcticum
Lineage: Eukaryota; Fungi; Ascomycota; Eurotiomycetes; Eurotiales; Aspergillaceae
Exons: 2
Coding region: 1-549 (182 amino acids)
Source: RefSeq, a predicted model, not a curated record
AUGGCCACCCACCCACCCGUCUUGAAGAUUCAUGAUCGCGACGGAGUCGUGAACUGGAGAUUCCGACGCGACAAUGUUACGCAACCUCUGCCAGACGAUAUUCACAAAUGUCCCUAUGCGCACGCCAACGAUGCGACCGAGCUCAAAUAUAUGAAUAACGGAACUAGUGUUGAUGCCAUCUAUACUGUAGUGACCUUGCCCUCGUUAUCAACCAUCCCGGGCCCCCGACAAUCCAGCCACCGACAAGCUUACUACGUUUGCACUUUGCAAAAGAAACGACGUUCUAUGCCCCUACCGAGUAAUCUACUUGCUGUGGGUACCACUGGUCAGCGAGCCUGGGAUGGUAGUCUUGUCUAUAACGCCCGCGCCGCCAACGCCCUUUUUGCAAACCCUCUAAUUCUUCAAAAUAUGACCGGCCUACGUGCUAUACAUCGCUUGGUCUGGGAUGAACAAGGACAAAUGCUAUGGGCUACUGGCAUGGAUGCCGCAGCGGACGGCACCGAUCAAGCCCCUGCUUUUGGGACUAUUGUGGGAUACCUGGGAGUUUAG